This is a messenger RNA of Rhodotorula toruloides NP11, 1701 nucleotides long. Its product is annotated as aspartic-type endopeptidase. Bases 1 to 1701 code for a protein of 566 amino acids. The record is from RefSeq and is a predicted model, not a curated record. Gene Ontology annotation, molecular function: aspartic-type endopeptidase activity. Gene Ontology annotation, biological process: proteolysis. NCBI's taxonomy places the organism in Eukaryota, Fungi, Basidiomycota, Microbotryomycetes, Sporidiobolales, Sporidiobolaceae. The transcript has 7 exons.
AUGCUGUCACCUUUCGCGGCCCUGCUGGCUGCACUCACGCUCCUUUCCAGCUCUGCGGACGCUUACGAGCCAGCCUACAUCUCCCUCUCGCAGCUCGACUCGUUACUCGAAGACUCACGAGCACGACAUGCGCAACGACUAAACGCGUACGAGACGAAUCGCGCGAGUCGGCCUGAGACGAUGGAGCGCGCGAGGAAGACGAGGGUCUUGGCGGUCAGGUUGGAAGAGGCGGACGGGCGCGGGCGGGUGAGGGAGAGGCGCGAGGUGGGCGAGAAGGUAUUGAUGGAGAGGCAGAGCGCGGGAGGGGAUCAGAGGAAGGGUGUUGUCGAGACGCAGGACUUUUUCAGUCAGCCCCUAGAUGUCAUGAUUUAUGCCCCCAUAUCUAUCGGCACACCCUCACAAACGUUCAACACACUACUCGACACCGGCUCGGCCGACCUCUGGGUCUACGAUACCACGACUGGUUCGACGCAGCCUGAAUGGGACGCGAGCAAGAGUUCGACGGCCGUAACCAGCCCGCAGAUUCCGUGGAGCAUCAAGUACGGCAAAGGCUCGCAGUCUGGCUUUCUUAACCAAGACACCGUCUCGCUCGGUGGUUACACCGUCAACGACACGAUAUUUGCGGCUGCCGACACGCUCAACGACGCGUUCACGUACUACCCUAUUUCUGGGUUGUUCGGACUUGGAUUUGGCGCGAUUAGCGCGAGCGGCUACGCCCCGUGGUUCGAGCGCCUCCUCAACUCGGGCGCGCUCGCCCAACCUUACUUCUCGCUCUUCCUCGUCCGCGCCUCGGACCUUACCAACGAAGCCGAAGGCAGCAUCGGCGGCGGCCAGAUGUGUAUUGGCUGCAUCGACAGCUCCAAGUUCACGGGGGACAUUAACUGGAACCGUGUGCUGAGCGACGGAUUCUGGUCGGUCGCGAUGGACGGCAUCGAGACGAAUGGCGAGAUCGUUCCCGGUACCGCAACUCGCGCAGCCAUCGACUCCGGCACUACACUCAUCCAGCUCCCUCCCUCCGCCGCCGACGCGUUCUACUCCUCCAUCCCCGGCGCACAACUCGCCAACACGACUUCGAGCGGACUGUACAUCAUCCCCUGCACGACGACGUUCUCGUCCCUCGCGCUCGUGUUCAACGGUACGAGAUACGAGAUCCCGCCGCAGGAUCUGUUGAGGGCUAUCAACAGGGAUGGGACAGAGUGUGUGUUGACGAUCGCGGCGAGUAGUGCGAAGGAUGUCGAUGGGAGCGAGCUGGCCAUCGUUGGCGACGUCUUCCUCAAGAACGCCUACUCCAUAUUCUCCUACUCGUACAACGGAUCGCCAGCCGUCGGUUUCGCUCGUUCCACUAUCGCCGGCUCCUGGUCAACCACUUCGUCCUCCGCCAACGGGUCCAGCUCGAACUCGAGCGGUGCGGCGUCGUUCUCGCAGCCUAGCAGGACGGGCAGCAUCAGUCUCUCGGGCGCACCGGUACCGACUGUGGGGAGUGCGACGGGCACGAGGGAGUCGGCUAUCACGACGGGCGUGCUGGGCGGAGGGUUGACGAGCAGCUCGAGCGGCGGCUCGACGCCUACACGAGUUGCCAGCGGUUCAAACGCCUCGCCAACUUCGUCACCCACCUCCUUCGCUCCCUCAAGCCCUCUCCCUUAUACUCUUACACUUAUCAGCACUAUCAUAAGCGUGGCGGUGGCGCGGAUUCUCGUAUAA